GGGGGCCGGACAGCGCGGCGGUGCGGACUGCGCGGCGGAGCAGCCAGCAGCGCGGCGCCCAGAGCGCGGGCCGCCCGCGGAGCCCCAGCCGAGCCGAGCCGAGCCGAGCCGGGCCCGGAGCGCCGGGUCCCAGCGCCCGCAGCCAUGCCGGCCGGCCGCGCCGCGCGCACCUGUGCGCUGCUUGCCCUCUGCUUCUUGGGCAGCGGGGCCCAGGAUUUCGGGCCGACGCGCUUCAUCUGCACCUCGGUGCCCGUGGACGCCGACAUGUGCGCCGCGUCCGUGGCCGCCGGCGGCGCCGAGGAGCUCCGGAGCAACGUGCUGCAGCUCCGAGAGACCGUUUUGCAGCAGAAGGAGACCAUCCUGAGCCAGAAGGAGACCAUCCGCGAGCUGACCACCAAGCUGGGUCGCUGCGAGAGCCAGAGCACCCUGGACGCGAGCGCGGGCGAGGCGCGGACCGGCGGCGGCCGCAAGCAGCCCGGCUCGGGCAAGAACACCAUGGGCGACCUGUCUCGGACGCCGGCCGCUGAGACGCUCAGCCAACUCGGGCAAACUUUGCAGUCGCUCAAAACCCGCCUGGAGAACCUCGAGCAGUACAGCCGGCUCAAUUCCUCCAGCCAGACCAACAGUCUCAAGGAUCUGCUGCAGAGCAAGAUCGAUGACCUGGAGAGGCAGGUGCUGUCUCGGGUGAACACUCUGGAGGAGGGCAAAGGGGGCCCCAAAAACGACACCGAGGAAAGAGUCAAGAUCGAAAGCGCCCUGACUUCCCUGCACCAGCGGAUCAGCGAGCUCGAGAAAGGUCAGAAGGACAACCGCCCUGGAGAUAAGUUCCAGCUCACAUUCCCACUGCGGACCAACUACAUGUACGCCAAGGUGAAGAAGAGCCUGCCGGAGAUGUACGCCUUCACAGUGUGCAUGUGGCUCAAGUCCAGUGCGGCGCCGGGGGUGGGCACGCCCUUCUCCUAUGCCGUGCCCGGCCAGGCCAAUGAGCUGGUCCUCAUUGAGUGGGGCAACAACCCCAUGGAGAUCCUCAUCAACGACAAGGUGGCUAAGCUGCCCUUUGUAAUCAAUGACGGCAAGUGGCACCACAUCUGUAUCACCUGGACCACCCGGGAUGGGGUCUGGGAAGCCUACCAGGAUGGCACCCAGGGCGGCAACGGCGAGAACCUAGCACCUUAUCACCCCAUCAAGCCACAAGGCGUGCUGGUGCUGGGCCAGGAGCAGGACACUCUGGGUGGCGGGUUUGAUGCCACCCAAGCGUUUGUGGGCGAGCUGGCCCAUUUCAACAUCUGGGACCGCAAGCUGACCCCGGGGGAGGUGUACAACCUGGCCACCUGCAGCACCAAGGCCCUUUCCGGCAACGUCAUCGCCUGGGCCGAGUCCCACAUCGAGAUCUACGGCGGAGCCACCAAGUGGACAUUCGAAGCCUGUCGCCAGAUCAACUGAGGCCUGGGGCUGGGCUGAGCCUCCGGGUCCCCGGGUCCCCGGGUCCCCAGCCCCCGCCCGCCUCCCCCUGCUUGUGCGGUGAUGAUCCGUCGUCUCUUCUUCUCUCCCUUUCCCCCAGGAAUGACUCAAGGCCACCGCCCUCGCACAUGCGCACACGCACACAGCCUGGUCUCAUCCCUGUGCACGUGAGAAGCAGGCCCGGCUCCCAUCUGCCGCAGGUGUCCCCACUUCUCUCUAGGAGCCCGCACUGUUUCUCAGGCAUGCCCCGUUCACCACCAACACUGGCGGCUGAGACAUUCUGAAAAAUGCACACGUAGGUGAGAGGACUCGUGUGUGAGUGUGACUCUGUGUGUGUGUGUCUACAAGGAUCUGUCUCUCGGGGGAGGCCUUCUCUUUUAAAAUGAGAUAUUCCUUUUCUUCUUUCUCUGUGGCUUUGGGAAGUCUCAUGACUGGUCUAAUCUCUGUACUUGCCAACUUUGGUGGCCGCCCGUGUGCCUUGGGGCUGGUGCAACUUCUCCUGCCAUGCGUUCAUCUUUGUUUGCAAACCUUUUUCAGAGCGACAUAUCUCUAUAUUGAUAGAAUAAAUAUCUUUUAGUGCUUUGUUAAAGGCUAGGGACCUCUCCAAGGAGAAUUUGUAUUUUGUCGUAGAAGUAAAUUCUCUCUGAAGGGUUGAAGGCAGACUGUGUCCUGCGAUGGCACCACAUGCUGGGAGGGGGCAGAGGAGGUGGCACCAGCCUCAGGAGCCAGGCAUCCUGCUGUUGACCUCUGAGGACAGCACUGGGCCUGGGAGGCUGGCCUGCCCACCCAGCAUAGCCAGCUCUGGCCCAGUAUCCCAUCUGUAGCCCUCAGCCUUCCCACCUCCCCAAGCUCCCCUCCAGCGGCCAGCUAGUGACCCCAAGAGAGGAGCAUCCCACCCAUUGCCCAGGAAGCCAGGACCUCUGGUCCCUUCCCCUUGGCCUCUGGCAGUGGACGACCUGAGGCUUCAGUGGAUCAGCUGGAGAACAGAUCUUUUAGACCAGGAAACCCACACUCUGAUUGAGACCCAGCCAUGUAAGGCCACAGCCAGUCAAUGGGCCAGGUCUGUGGUAACUCUGACAGCCAUAUUCUUUACCCAGGCUGAGGCAAGUCCAGAGACCUCUCCAUAGAGAGCUAGGCAUGGCCAGGCUGGGGCCUGAAACCCACUCCCCAUCUUACAGAGCUCAAGUUCUGAUGCAGCCCCCAACCCGUCACCAGCUGGUGACAUUGACACCCAAUCAGUGUCCAGAAGCUUUGACAUUUUUUCUCCCCAUGAAAAACUAACAUGUGCGUCUCCUUCUAGUCCUUCCAAGGUGGGGAGAAAAGUGUGUGUGUGUGCGUGUGUACACGUACAUGUGUGUUGAAUGAGAGAGAGAAGAAGAGCACUCAGACGGAUCACGCCCAGGGGAGGGUGAGCUCCCUGCUUUGUUGCACCAUCUGGGGGUCGCACACCCAAGGGCCACCUGGACUCUAUCACCAAGAGUCUAAUUAGCAAAAGGCUGGCAAGUCUUUCUAGAAAUUCUACUGCACUGCCUGGCUCAUCUACAGCUGCAGACAUUUCUUCAGCAGGAGCAGGUGUUCUGUCUUCUGUUUUUUCCAGAGGCACCUGUCUCCUUAAACGCAGGUCCGUGUUGUGUCGGAAACCUAGUGCAUCUGUGUGUGUCUGUGUUGGUGUUUCUGUGUCGGUGUCUGCGUGGGUGUCUGCACGGUACCCAGUCGCCGUUCUGCAAUGCAUCACUCUCGUGCUGAGGGUGCGGCCCAGGCGCCGGGCUGCGUGUUGUGGUUCAACAGUGGCUUUUUUCUGAGACCAUCGUGCUUUGUCAGAGCCCGUCCGGCUGUGGCAUCUAUGGAUCUGCAGGGACCUUCUCGUUUGCAUGUUCCUCGGGGCGGUGUGUCCCUUGCUUCCUCAGUCUGGUGUGUGUUCCCCUGCCUGCAUGAACUUCUCUGGUUCUGUGUUGUGUGCCCAGUGCCACCCCUUGUUCUGUGACCAUCCAUGUAGCUACUGAAAAUGGCUGGGUAAGCAAGCCAAGGGUGUCGGAGGAGGUCACGGGAGAGACGGAGUCCCUCUCUCCCUCCCCACUCCCCAAACACACCAAGAAGUAUUUUUAACGUGUAGGUUGUAACAUCGCCUGUGGUUGGGACAGAGCGAGAGCUUGGAAUCCCCCUCUAGACCAGAUCAGCCCCACCCCUCACUUCAGCCAUCUCGGAGCUGUAGGCAAGGCCCAGAGUGUGCUAGGUGCUCUCCUUCGGCAUCUCCCACCAGCCCCUGCCGAUCUAGCGAUCUACCGGACCCCAGACCACCUUCUGCCCCAGUGGGCUCGGUGGGAGCUGUCCAUUUAGGACCACAAGCCAUCCUCUGCCCUAACUAAAGGUGGGCAGAGCACACCUGUGUCCCUUUGGCUUCCCCUCCCCGACCUGUUCACCCUCCUCGCCCCCCACCCCGAUGCACCCAUGGUGCCAGGGACAGAAGCUGAUGUUUAACUCCCUCCCCCGCCCCAACUGGAGCCUAUGCCAAGCCCCUGGCUCCCUCACUGUGUUAACACUUGGCACUUCGCCAGCCCCGAGAAAGGUAGAUGACACAGCCACAAAUCUAAUCCACAUAGUUUCCAUCUACUCCUUAAUCUGAUUGAUGUUCCCUCUUGCACUGAAUAAUACAUGCCUAUCUCAGGUAAGCCAUUUUAUAAAAUAAGGAGAUAAAAAAGCACUGUCGAGACAGUGUUUGCUUUUGCCGAGCUGGUGUCCCACAGCUCCCUGGGUGUCCGAGGCGGCAGAGCUACUGACAGAGGCUCUCCGGGCCCUCGAGGGCUUAGAGCCCACUUGAAUCGUAAGCCUUCUUGCUUUUGAUAACACAGUAUUAUUUCUCUUACUCUAGAAGAAAAAGUUUAUUACCAAAACAAGAGUAUUUUUAUGAAAGAAAAGGACAAACCUAUAAAUUAACUCAACCUAUAUUUCCCUUGAAAAUACUUUUCAGGCUCCGCCAAAACGUAGAACUGAAAGCAUGUAUUUUGGAAGAAAGAGAUACAUUUUGUAUGCUUUCUGUUCCUUUUGUAGAUUCACAGUUUAUUUUCUAAGACUACAAAGAUCACUUUGUCACCAGCCCUGGGACCUGAGACCAAGGGGGUGUCUUGUGGGGAGUGAAGGGGAAGGGAGAGGCUGGCAUGAGGGUCACAGUUGUUCCAAUGAGCUCCAGGGAGGGGCCACCUGUUCUCAAAGAUAUGUUGGGGACUGGAUAUGCUCUGGUCCUUGAUGGUGGCCCCUCUGUCUUGGAGCUGACUUGUCAAAUGGAAUGAGUAGAGGACUUGAUGGUCAGUUCCAAACCUGAUAGAAGAAACUAGGGUUCUGAAUUGUGAAGAUUAAGAAGAUGGUAUCCUUUGUAAUCUUAUGGCAACCAAAACGUGGCUUAAAGCAGUCAUGGUUUCAUCUCUUAAAACACAGUGUGUAAAUUUAUUCAACUAAUGAUGGGAAAUGUAUCACUUCCAUGUACAGUGGACUUAAGUGCCAUUUGUUGAAAGGGAACAAGUCACUGAGAACAAAAAAGCCCAAUACUUAGAGUCCCAAUUUUGUCUUAUUUGCCAAAAAAAAUCAACAACGACAAAGCAAACCCCCUCUGGUUGAUAUUGUUAUAUUGUAUAUACUGUAUAAUAGGAAAGAGAAUUGAUGUAUCUUACUUUUUCAUUAUUUGCUAACCAAAGCUGUACAUUUUUCAUAUGAUCCACAGCCUUUUGGGUAUCUAAUGGGUCAAAACCAUGGGACCUGCCACCUCCCAUCAGCAGUUCUGGAAAUGCACUAUUUCUACUGGUAUUCUUGCUUUUUUUUCAUUUUCUUGCUGAAAUGACAUGAAUUGUUGAGUUUAUUUUUACACAGUAAAGAGUGAAGAAAGAC
Messenger RNA from Capra hircus (goat), 5340 nucleotides. It is a transcript of the gene NPTX1, whose product is annotated as neuronal pentraxin 1. The coding region runs from base 145 to 1443 and encodes 432 amino acids. Lineage: Eukaryota; Metazoa; Chordata; Mammalia; Artiodactyla; Bovidae. Gene Ontology annotation, cellular component: neuron projection; plasma membrane. Gene Ontology annotation, biological process: axonogenesis involved in innervation. The transcript has 5 exons. The record is from RefSeq and is a predicted model, not a curated record.